AAAGCCACUGCUGAGGUUGGUUCCCUUCAUAUCUAACCCGCAAAAACGGAGAAAAAUACCACUCCCACAUGGUUAUGCUUCUCCAGCCAGCACGACCGUAGGUUGUUUGUUGAAAUGUCACUUCGACACCUGCUUCUCCAAGCUAGGCGGCGCUCGUGUCAGACGCCUCCGCAGCUCUCUGCAAUCCUCCAUAUAUUCCGUUCACUCUCCAUUCAACCAUCCAGAACUUCCCCGGACCAAAUCCAGCUGCCCCAAACCUCGCCUUGUUCCAAUGCCAACGCACUUGGCGCCGGCUUCCACAUUGACAUUGUGGACUCCGACCUCUGGCCUUCUUCCUUCGGCUUCUCCUCAGAACCCAUGCUGGGUGAUGAGUGUCCUGAUAGCUUCCAGGAACACGAAGAAGAAGUGCACGACUUGGAUGACGAGAUAGAUGACAUGAGAAACCGCAAGAAGCUGUUCUACAAGCUGGACAGGGGGUCCAAGGAGUUUGAGGAGAACAAUUUGCCCUUGCGGCGCAGAUGGAAGAGAGAGAAACCCAAUACCAAGAAUCCAUCAGAGAGCAACAAGGUGGAACCUAGCAAACCACCUCCUUUGAAGGUUCCAAAGUUGAAGGUCAAGCCUGUAGAGCGAAAAGACGACAUGGUUGAGGUGAAGAGGGACCGAGUGCCGACGUUUAACCAGAUGACUGGUCCUUACCACUACCCUUUCUGCCUAGACAUACAUGUCUCGAAGGGGUCGGUGCGUGCUUGCUUCGUUCACCGAGUGACCAGCAGAGUGGUGUCGGUUGCUCACUCCAUAUCAAAGGACAUGAAGUUUGAUCUUGGUUCAAGGAAGGGUAUCAAGGCAUGUGUGGCGGUUGGGGCGUUACUUGCGAAGCGUGCGAUAGAGGACGAUAUUCACAAUGCAAUUUAUACACCUAGAAAAGGGGACAAAAUUGAAGGAAAAAUCGAGGUUGUGCUGCGUGGAAUAAUUGAGAAUGGAGUUGAUGUGAAGGUGAAACUCAAACAAAGGAAGCUAACAAAGAAUGCGCCGGCGGUGCAGCGUGAUGAGUCUCGGUGGUAGCCUCACAGUUGGCCAGCAUAUAUUAACCUCUUGAUAGCAUGGAUUCAGCGCCACAGUACCCAUUUUUACUUCAUGUCGGAGCCAAACCAUUAUAUAUAGAGCAGACAAAGGAGAUGUGCCAAUCCUAUCAGAUCUUAGGGUUUGUGCUACCAGCUUGCAGCUAGUCUACACUCUGCAGUUUGUGCUGAGCUUCCAGUUCCAUGUGUCCGUCUUUCGCUUGCUUCAUGACAUGGCACAGUUUGGUGUAUUCCUGUGUAGGACUCCGACGGCUGUCAUUCCUCUUUUAGUGCUGUUCCUCCUCAUUGUCGAUGGCUGAAGAUCAGAGAUGUAGCUGUGAUCUGGGCUUGUGGCUGUACCUAUUUCUUUAGAUGUCCUGUUGAUCAUACUGUGUAUGUACUGAUGCAAUGCUACUGGUUGCCGUCUGCACUAGACUAUCGAGUGCCUAGUCAGAAUUAGGGCCUCGUUGUAUCA
Molecule: messenger RNA, 1533 nt
Organism: Lolium rigidum
Lineage: Eukaryota; Viridiplantae; Streptophyta; Magnoliopsida; Poales; Poaceae
Exons: 2
Coding region: 115-1062 (315 amino acids)
Biological process (GO): translation
Cellular component (GO): ribosome
Molecular function (GO): structural constituent of ribosome; 5S rRNA binding
Source: RefSeq, a predicted model, not a curated record